UAUCGUGUCAGGUCUCAGGUGGCUAAACCUACGCGACCAAGCUACUAGUAGCGUAGGCUGCGUAGCGUACCGCGAGAGGAGAGGUUGCUGGUGCCCGCGGGAGUCAGGCGGUGGCGCGCGGGCGGCGGCGAGCCGGCGAGGCAUCAUGUGCGACGGGCGGGAGUACUGCAGGCGGGAGCGCGCCUUCCGCGCCUCCCUGCACGACGCGAAGCCGGCGGGCACGGCUGCCGCGUGCCGGCACGACGCGAAGGCGGAGGCCGCGCGCGGCGAGGGCGCCGGGACGGCGGCGGCGGCGGCGCGGGCCAAGGUGCGCGCGCGGGAGGCCGAAGCCGAGCGGGAGUGGAGGCAGCGGCCGCGGGAGCGGGGGGCGGAGGCGGAGAUCGAGAGGACGGAGAAGCUCAUGCACCUGCUCCUCUGGGGACCCAACUGACCUUUUUCCCUCCUGACGACGAAACCGGGUCUCCAAGUCCAAGGUCUCGAUGGACGGCCUGAUGCAACAGUUCGUGUGCAUGCUUGUGGAUUUUCAGAAAUUUGUGAUUAAAAACAAUUUUGGAUCGUUGUUUGGUUGUUUCAACGUGAUGACGCUGUUCAUUCCUUGAUUUCGUUACAUGGAAAAGUGGAAUUGUAGUAUAUAAAUCAUGAUUAGACACAGGCAGCUUCCGAAUAGUCCCGUGGGCUUUGCUUGUUGAUUGGUUGUUCAUCUCUUGUUGGGCUGUUUUUGCUGUAAUCUACGCCGGCUUGUUUUGUACGGGCUUGUUGGUACGGUGGACAGUGCCACAGACCCACAGUGGACGCAAGCCUGUAUCCCAUGUUGUUUAAAUUAAGCUACCUUUGUCUUGCUUUGUAGAACAUGCCAUUCUUAAGGAAAAUGGUUAUUUUGGUUUUGUUCU
Molecule: messenger RNA, 890 nt
Organism: Setaria italica (foxtail millet)
Lineage: Eukaryota; Viridiplantae; Streptophyta; Magnoliopsida; Poales; Poaceae
Exons: 1
Coding region: 146-430 (94 amino acids)
Source: RefSeq, a predicted model, not a curated record